ACCAUGUGACCAAACAGAAAAUACUUCAAGAUGGCGACGUUUUUGGCUGUUCCUCUAAAACAGACUCAAGAAGUUGAAUUAAUCAAGCCUAUGAGAAGUUUUAUUCAAAACACAUUUAGCCAAGCAGACCCAGAUGAUUACAACAAAGCUCUCAAUGAAUUCAGUAAACUUAGGAAUCUCAUGAUUGCAAAAUCUGUCGAUAAACACGACAGCGCGCUUGAAAUUUUGUAUCGGUAUUAUGACCAAGUUGUUGCAAUAGAAAACAAAUUACCAAUUGCAGAAAAUCAGAUAAGAGUAAAUUUCAAGUGGAGAGAUGCUUUUGAUAAAGAAUCAUUAUUCUCUGGGAAGAGGAUUUUGGCUAUAGCCUCGGGUUCCUAUGAGAAAGUAUGUAUGUUGUUUAACAUUGCUGCACUACAAACACAGAUAGCUGAGGUACAGAAUCAUGAUAGCGAUGAAGGACUUAAAACUUCAGCAAAAUAUUUCCAGUCUGCCAGUGGUAUUUUUGGACACCUGAAGGAUGUUGUAUUGUCACAUAUACAACAGGAUCCUACUCCUGACAUGAACCCAGACUCCCUAAAUGCUCUCAGUGCCUUAAUGGUUGCUCAGGCCCAGGAAACUAUUUACAGAAAAUGUGCAAAUGAUAAGAUGAAAGAUGUUAUGGUAGCCAAAGUUGUACAUCAGUGUUCAGAACUAUAUGCUGAUGCUAUGAAAUUAAUGCAGUUGUCUACCUUGAAAGAACUUUGGCCAAAGGAAUGGAUUCCUACAGUUGUCAUGAAACAAGCAGCAUUCCAUGCAAUGGCAGAAUUUUAUCAGAGUUGUGUCUGUAAAGAGGCAAGAAGUUAUGGAGAACAAAUAGCAAGACUUCAGCAUGCCAAUGAUUUAAUGGCUGCAUCAAGUCAGAGGGGAGGAACAACUUUCAAUUUUAGGAAUGAACAAGGAAGAAUCCAGAGAGAGUUGCAGUCUGCAAAGAAAGACAAUGAUUUUAUUUAUCAUGAUAAAGUUCCUGAUGUGAAAACAUUAGAUCCAAUUGGGAAAGCACAAAUUGCUAAGCCUUCACCACUUCCUACAAAAGAGUUUAGUGAUAAAUUUCAAGAUUUGUUUUCAAAAUUGGUUCCAAUACCUGUAUACGAUGCCCUUAAUGCAUUUGAGAACAGGAGGAACACAAUCAUAAGUGGGGAAAUAGGUCGCCUUAGAGAAGCGUCAACUUUAAUGAAUAGUGUGUUAGCUUCAUUAAAUCUACCAGCAGCAUUAGAGGAUGUGUCUGGCAGUAACAAAGUUCCUCAAUCUGUCUUAGAUAAGGCCAAACAAGUACAAGACCAGGGAGGAAUGCAACAUCUAGACAAGUUAAUUAAUGAUUUACCAGAAUUGUUGUGUAGAAAUAGAGAAAUCUUAGAUGAUUGCAUCAAACAACUAGACGAUGAAGAACAGUCAGAUAAACAGUUAAGAGAACAGUUUAAAGAAAGAUGGAGCAGGACUCCAUCAGACAAAUUAACUAAACCAAUGAGAGAUGAAUGUAUGAAAUACAAACAUAUAUUAGAUACUGCCAUUGGAGCUGACAGAGUUGUACAACAGAAAUAUUCUGCGCAUAAGAGUGCGAUUGCUUUGUUAUCUAAACCCUCAGCUGAAAUAGAGAAAGGAUUACCAAGUGCUGGGUCAUCUGGUGGACUGCAGAAUAAUAGUGCUGUACAACAACUGAAAAAAAUGAUGGAAGAUGUCGCCACAAUCAAGGCAGAAAGGGAGGUUAUAGAAACACAAAUCAAAGAUGUUACAUUUGAUAUGUCAAGCAAGUUUUUCAGUGCAAUGGCUUCAGAUGGUUUAAUAGAUGAAGAAUCUAUAUCUGUUGGAGAACUUGACAGAAUGUAUGGUCCACUGAGGGAACAAGUGAAUGAUAGUAUACAGAGACAAGAAAUGUUAAUGGGAAGAGUGCAGAACACAAAUACAGAGUUCUGUCAAGCAAAGGCAUCCAAUCAGGGAGCAGCACAAAGAGAACAAGUAUUAAAAGACCUGGCUGCUGGAUUUGACAUGUACAUGGAAUUGAAGAGCAAUUUAGAAGAGGGGACAAAGUUUUACAAUGACUUGACUCCAUUGUUAGUGAAAUUACAGAACAAAAUCUCAGAUUUCUGUUUUGCUCGUAAAACAGAGAAAGACGAACUCAUGUCUGAUUUACAGAAGAGAAUUGCAAGUCAGCCAACUGGACCAGCCCCUAAAGCUCCAAGUUAUCAGAGCCCACCAGAGUCCACACAGAGUAGAGUUCCACCACCGAGGCCACCUCCUCCAUCUUAUACUGCACCAGGAACAGCACCUGGCUAUGCCCCACCGGGUUUAAAUCAGCCACAGGCCAAUGCUCCUCCCCCACAUGAACAACCAGCACAACAGAGCUAUGGACAACCUGGUGCCUGGGGACAGACACCAUAUCCACUGAGUAUGUCUAUGCCGGCCAUGCCAUCAGGGUUUAAUGCAUAUAACCCAUACAUGCAACCAUACCCAGGACAACAGCAACCUCCUUAUCCAGGACAACAGCCUUAUCCUGGGCAACAACCUUUACAGUAUCCAGGACAACAACAGCCAUAUCCAGGACAGUACCAAAAUCCUCCCUAUCCACAACAACCACAGUGGCGUUAAUGAUUUUAUAUAUAAACAGCAGUGAUUUUUAUAUUCCGUUUUUCAUGGUGAUUUUGUAUGGUUUGGUAUAAACCACACAUUGUUAAACCUUGUUGUUACGUUAAUAUAUUGGUUCAUAUGCAUAGUCAGUGUAUUGUUCUGUUAUUUAAUGGAAGUAAAAUUAUCAAUUUAUUUGUUUAUUUCAGUGCAUACAGUUGCUUUUUUUUUUUUACAUCUUAGACACAUUAAAAAAACAGAAUCCAGUGUCCCUGGUUUCUCUAUUUUAUUCAUUGAUGUUUUUCCUAGCAUUGUAAGUUUUAAGCAUUAAGGCUGGUAAUUUUGCAACUGAUAGUGCUAUAGUGGACAAUUUGUAAUUUGUUUUUCAGUAGAUAUAUUUUUUUUAAUGAAAAGAAACCAUAAAACUAUGUCAGCAGUUAUUACAUUGUAAUUACAAGAAAAAAUGUCUUUGGAAGUUUGUGAAAAAUGAAUUGAAUGUGUUAUGGAAAAGAGUUGAAUCCCAACCUUUAAAAUUGUGGUAUCAUAAUCUUGUUUAUUAUAGAAGAGUUUGGUAACAGAUUGAUUUCUUUUUGCUUUUAAUAUUUGUUAACAAAAAUUGAUAACUCACAAAUAACAUUACUUUCAAAUCAUAUUAAGAAGUUAAUUUAUUAGUUUAAGAUAAGAAUUAGGCUAUUUUUUUAAAUAGUGCUGAAUGCCAUGUUUAUUUGUACACCAUCUCUUAAAUAUUCUUAAUUUUGAAGAUAAACAUAAUUUCCAAGGAUCAUGCAUACUAUUAUUAGCUAUCACUUAAUACCAUCUUAUCUAUACAUGAUAUAUAUUUAGUUGGAGGUUAAGCAACAAAACAAUCAAGCUUUAAGUUUUAAUAGAAUUGCUAGGAAUUUUUGCUCAUUCUUUAAUUUUAUAAGUAAUUCAGUGAAUUUGAUUUGAAAAGUGUUACUUAUUAGGAAAAAUUGUUUUUUUAUUUGAAUAUUUGCUGACAUAAUUUGUAGGUUUGACUGUUUAAAAUAGUUUUCAGUGGAAACAUAAGCGGAACAACAAGUUAAUGACUGUUUGUAUCAAUCAAAUAAUAUUGGCAAAUAUUAUUUACCAAAUGUUGUCACAAUGAUUUUUGUCUACUUUGACAAUAAAGUUAUUUUGAUUUUUUCCAGAACCAACUGCCCAAAAUGUACUGAUAGCAGCUAUUGUGGUAUUGGUGGCUUUUAACUUUUGCCAUUCAAUCUCAAUAUACAUCUAAUAGAAUGUUUGUUUUCUGCAUCAGAAAAAUUGAAAGUAAGAGUUACUGCCCCUUGAAUGUAAAUUUACACAGAAAUUCUCUUUUUUUUUUGUAGUUGAGUAGAUUUAUUGUCAAAAAGUUUUAUGCAACUAGUUAGCAACUUCAAAGUAAUUAUUCUUAAUAUAUAUAAUUAAUAGUAAUAAUGUAUGACAAGAAGAAAAGAUCUUGAUGAGAUAUACUGUAUUUGACAUGGUGUAGUAAAAGUUUAAUCCUGUGGUAGGACAAUUGAAUCAGUGGAGAAAACUAGUUUUCCUUGUUCUUAAUGAAACCGUCAUGGUUAUCAUCAACACUGAAUUUCUUGAUGGUGUGUAUAUUUGACUGACAGAAAUUCUAACAGUACUUACAGAUAAUACAUAUGUCAGUUGUUACAUCAAAGAGGAUUGACAUAAUAGAGAAUUCCAUGUGUAAUAGAGAAAGCUUUUUCCUUUCUUUGCAUCACAUGAUAAAUAGUUUAGAAUUUGGGUUGAAUGUGGAACUAAACAAUGAUUUUUUAGCUCUAUUCUGAAGCUAAUUUAUAUGGUAUUCUGAAGAAUGUUAGAUUUACACAAAAUUUGGUUCAUUUAUAAUUUUGCUUUCUGCAUGUGCACUGCAGAUAAAUCAGCUAUGUGUGACAGAAAAGGGAUAUUGUUAUGUAUGCACUCCGUUGUACACAGGAUGGUUAUAAUUAUUUAUACACAAUUUAUAUCAAUUUUUCUGAUUUGUUGAUUGUGAAAUUAUGUUAUUGUCAUCAUUAAAUUAUCUUAUUUCUACAAGAAAAUAA
This is a messenger RNA of Mytilus californianus (California mussel), 4652 nucleotides long. Its product is annotated as programmed cell death 6-interacting protein-like. NCBI's taxonomy places the organism in Eukaryota, Metazoa, Mollusca, Bivalvia, Mytilida, Mytilidae. Gene Ontology annotation, molecular function: protein binding. Bases 31 to 2622 code for a protein of 863 amino acids. The transcript is spliced from 18 exons. The record is from RefSeq and is a predicted model, not a curated record. Gene Ontology annotation, cellular component: endosome. Gene Ontology annotation, biological process: mitotic cytokinesis.